Molecule: messenger RNA, 705 nt
Organism: Pieris macdunnoughi
Lineage: Eukaryota; Metazoa; Arthropoda; Insecta; Lepidoptera; Pieridae
Source: the annotation of a GenBank genome assembly
AUGAGUGCUAAAAUUUAUUUCGAAAACCAGAUAAUUACACCUCUAACACCUUGUAAUAAUAUUCAUGAUCUAAAACAAACAGUUUUUAAACUAUAUGGAAUUCCUUAUAACGAUGUAUACAUAACGAUAAAUGGAAAGUUAGCUGAUCCUGGUGUGGUUCUCUACGAAUCAAACAUUGUUAGAAUAUGUACACGAUUAAUCGGAGGAAAAGGCGGAUUUGGUUCUAUGUUGAGGGCGAUUGGCGCUCAAAUCGAAAAAACAACAAAUCGUGAAGCUUGCCGUGAUCUUUCCGGUCGCCGAUUACGUGAUAUCAACGAAGAAAAGCGUCUAAGAAAGUGGCUAGAAGGUCAAGACGAAAGAGAACGAGAGGCUAUUGAAAGAAAACAGAAAAAGCUUGAGAAACUUCUUGCUGAGCCUAAGAUUGAGGUUAGUUUGAAUCCCAGUUAUGAGAAAGAGCGUCAAGAGUUACCUGAACGUGUGAGUUCAGCUGUUGAUGCAGGGUGGCAGGCAGCAGGAACCUCAGGUGAAAGAAAACGUAAAUCCGAGGAAGUACUCCAGAAGAAGAAGAAAGCUAAGUUGUGGAUUGAUGCAGAGUUAUCAGAUUGCUCAUCAUCAAGUGAAAGUGAAAGUGAAAAAGAGUCAACCAAUGAUAAAAUUGAAGCUGUGUCCAUAGACACUAGUAAUAAAUCUGUCUUAAAAACAUAA